GCUGUCUUUGCUUCAUCAUCUAAAGGAAAAUCCCCAGAUAAGGCAUAAAUCUCAUAGAGAGGACGGGGAAAAUAAGCAUGAUAAUUAUUUCACAGGAGACUUAUUCAUCAUCAUCAUGAUGAUGCAAUUGAAAAAAUAUGGCUACUGUUACAUUAGAGGGUUCUGUUUGCUGGAUGGAAGUGUCGAGUAGACAGAGCUACGAAAGGUUUCUGCACUGUAAGUGCCUUAUGAUGUCAUUGUGUAGAGAUAACUUCAUUGUUCUCGUGAUGAUCUCUCCCAGCUAGAUAUUGGUUUUAACCUUACAAAUCAUCUAUAGCUGUUUGUCAGCUACUUCCUGUGAAUCUGGUGCCAGCAUUUACAAAACGUGAGAAAAAAUAUUGAACUGAGCAAGAAGACUGCUGGAUGGGUAGCUUUUCCUAUCUAAUUAACACCAACAAAGAGGAUACUACAACCUAAAAUGUAUAAAAGAAUGCCAUUGUAUGAAAACAAAGUUUUUUACCAGUAGCAUGAAUGCUGGCCAGAAAUGCUACUGAGCAUGAAUAUUUUGCAGACAAAAGUGUACAAGUGGCAUAUAUUGGUUGAUAAUUGCAAUGUUCACCGAUAAUAGCUGCUUAUUCAUCUUUGUAUGCAUUGGAUUUUCUUAAGCUACAACUGGUUUUAUUGAAAGGAACUUCUUGGCUUGUUGGAGUUUUUAAACAGGCAAUUUCAUUAAUAACUCACAAAAUCAAAAGCAAUUUUACGUCAUGGCUUCGAUUGUUGCUCCAGUAAGAGACACAAAAUGGCUGACGUUAGAAGUAUGCAGGCAGUUUCAGAGAGGGACUUGUUCACGUUCUGAUGAGGAAUGUAGAUUUGCACAUCCAUCCAAAAGCUGCCAGGUUGAAAAUGGAAGAGUGAUUGCCUGCUUCGAUUCCCUAAAGGGCCGUUGUACGAGGGAGAACUGCAAAUAUCUUCAUCCACCAACACAUUUGAAAACUCAGCUAGAAAUUAAUGGUAGGAAUAACCUGAUCCAACAGAAAACCACAGCGGCAAUGCUUGCACAGCAGAUGCAAUUUAUGUUCCCAGGAGCACCUCUUCAACCAGUGCCAUCAUUUCCAGUAGGACCAACAAUAGGAUCUAACACAGCACUAAACUUUGCACCAUAUUUAACUCCUAUUACUUCUGGGGUUGGAUUAGUUCCUACAGAAAUUGUUCCCACACAACAUGUAAUUGUUCCGGGAAAUCCUCCUGUCACCGUCUCUGGAUCAGCUACAACACAGAAACUCCUCAGGACAGAUAAAUUGGAGGUUUGCAGGGAAUUCCAGCGAGGAAACUGUGCACGGGGAGAAACUGAUUGUCGCUUUGCACAUCCUGCUGACAGCACAAUGAUUGAUACAAAUGACAACACCGUAACUGUUUGUAUGGAUUACAUAAAAGGGCGCUGCCUGAGGGAGAAAUGCAAAUAUUUUCACCCUCCUGCUCACUUGCAGGCCAAAAUCAAAGCCGCUCAGCACCAAGCAAACCAGGCUGCAGUGGUGGCUCAGGCAGCUGCUGCAGCUGCUACCAUCAUGGCCUUUCCACCUGGUGUACUUCAUCCCUUACCAAAGAGACAAGCACUUGAGAAAAGCAAUGGUGCCAGUGCUGUUUUUAAUCCCAGUUUCUUGCACUACCAACAGGCCCUUGCUAGUUCACAGCUGCAGCAACAUGCAGCCUUUAUUCCAACAGAUAGUCCUGAAAUAGUGAACAGGAAUGGAAUGGAAUGUCACGAGGCCUUGUUGAGAAGAGCAAAGCAUUGUUACUGUACAUACAACCCUGUCUCUUCCUUAACAGAAUUGCCACAAACUGCAUGCUGAGUAAAGAGUUUGUUCAUCUGGACAAAACACACUUAAGAGCUAGUGCUGCUAUAUCAUAUAUGAAUAUUAAAUAUGGUAUGCUUAGUAUAUUCAAAACUAAUCUAGUUAACUACCUGAUGCCAGUUGUGAUGGUUCAAGACAUAAAAGGGUAAUAUUUUACAUUUAAAAGUUUUAUAUAACACUGUUUACUUCUUAGGAAUAUUGUCUUACUACCAUAAAAUAGUGAAUGUAAGUAGUCCCAUUCAUAUAUUGUAGAGUUCUCAAUUUUAUGACUCUUUCAAUGUUAGCAAUAAAUGAUUGACAUUGGCCACUAAAUCCAGGAUCCAAACAACAUGACUAGUUCCCCAUGAGUGCUGCAGCUUUGGCUGUAUGUUUCUCCAACCAUAACCCCACCCCCACCCACCCCCAGUUUGUACAGUGAACUUCUUUGGAAACUGGACUUCCAGAAGCAUUUUGUAAGCCUGCAAAGGAGAAUCUGGCUCCAGGGGCAUAGGUCAAGGAAGUAAAAGAAAUUA
This is a messenger RNA of Candoia aspera, 2344 nucleotides long. RefSeq names its product muscleblind like splicing regulator 2 (gene MBNL2). Gene Ontology annotation, cellular component: nucleus. The transcript has 7 exons. Gene Ontology annotation, biological process: regulation of RNA splicing. The record is from RefSeq and is a predicted model, not a curated record. Gene Ontology annotation, molecular function: metal ion binding; RNA binding. Bases 744 to 1829 code for a protein of 361 amino acids. NCBI's taxonomy places the organism in Eukaryota, Metazoa, Chordata, Lepidosauria, Squamata, Candoiidae.